GCGAGCAUUAGGGCCAGUCAAACCGGUGGGAUCGUGGAGCAGAGAGACGGCUGAAGAUAACGCAUGCUCUGGAUGAGAAGAAUCCAAAUGAUGCGCUGCUGCAGAUAGGCGUCCAUUUCCAAACAGGGACUCUUAUUAUUUUUUUCAAUCACUUCACAAGUUUCCCGUUUGCGAAAUUGUGAGAGUGGAGUAGCUCUUUGGUCUGUUUCUCUCUUGGACUUAUUUGGAUCCUGAUUUUUAAAAUUAAUUAAUCCGUUUGCUGAAGGAUUUACAACCCGUGUGUGUUUUACAAAAUAAGGAUUGCAUUACGCACUGACUAAAACCCAGCGAGCAUCAACAUGUCUUUAUGAGGAUGGAGCUGUGGACACGAGUCGCAUCUUUUCCGUUUUAAAUAGCAAUUGUUUGGUUUCUUUGGCUCGGAUCUCAACUGUUUCCCCCUGAAAGACUGACUAUUUCUUUCCCAAUUCAUAUUUUGGAGGGUUGAUCUUUGGAGAAAAACAAGGUAAUGGGAGAGAAAUCACACAGAGUCUGCACACAGAACAAGGGAACAUUGUUCGGAAAAAGACAAUUAGGGCGCACCGAGAGGCAACAGAAAUAGCGCUUGGGUGGCGGUACAUUUCCGAAAAUUCGAUUCAGUGGAGUUAUAUUUGAGCUCAGGAGCACUGCUUUGGAGAAAGGACUAAUGAGAAAUUAAUGGGAAAGUCAUGGGAUCGGCACUGAAAUAGUACGACCGUGGACGCGCAGAAAAACCGUCGUUUUUGGAGAUCCUGACGCACGGAUUGAACAAGUUUCCCCUGUCUGUUUUUGGUUUAAUUCAGCCACAUUUGGUUAUAUUUUGGAUCCACAAGGUUGUAUACAGCGGGCUUUCACUCCACACGCUGACUGCCUCUACCUGAUCGGCUUGUCGUCGCACAUCCAUUGUUUUGAGGAUCACCUUUGCUACAGCAUUGCAAACAGAAACCAUUUCUUUUAUUUUUAAAUGGGACUACAAAUGCUUGGUGUCAGGGUUGAAAUGGCCUGUCGACGAAGUGGGAAUGGAUUGGGACUCCUGCUGAUAUUCUUACUGGAUUUACUGGGGACGACGGCCAGCAAUAUGGAGCCCAUCUACUGGAAUUCACUGAACGAAAGGUUCAGAGACGACAAGGGCUACGUUCUGUACCCUCAGAUUGGGGACCGGCUGGACCUCAUCUGCCCCCCGCUGGACACCGGCAGGUCCACGCCGGAGUACGAGUUCUACAAGCUCUACCUGGUGGCGUCACGAGAACAGGCGGACCGCUGCGAGGUGAGCGGCGCCCCCAACAUAGUGCUGACCUGCGACGAGCCCACCCGCGAACGCCGCUUCACCAUCAAGUUCCAGGAGUUCUCGCCCAACCUGUGGGGCCACGAAUUCAAGAGCAUGCACGACUACUACAUCAUCGCUACGUCAGAUGGGACGCGUCAAGGCCUGGAUAGCAUGAGGGGCGGAGUGUGUGCAACGCAAGGCAUGAAGGUGGUCCUGAAAGUGGGGCAGAGCCAAUAUGGGCUGCCUCCAAAGAAGGAGCCUCCAGCAGGACGCACCACCAGCAGAAACCCAGGCGGCGCAGGGAACUCCACCCAGUCAAGAGGAACAGGCUUCGGGGGCGAGGGCGGAGAGAACGGGCCCCUUCAACCCUCCAACAUCGCCCUCAUCGCCGGCGCCGCAGGAGGCUCUGCGUUCCUGCUGCUGGUGACGGCUGUGAUCUGCGUAGUGUGUUACCGGCGGCGGCACGCCAAACACUCCGACACCCACCACCCUCCGCUGUCGCUGUCAUCGCUCACCAGCCCCAAGCGAGGAGGGGGCGGGGGCCUCAGCAGCUCCAACAACAACGGUUCCGAGCCCAGCGACAUCAUCAUCCCCCUGCGGACGUCAGACUCAGCCUACUGCCCGCACUACGAGAAGGUGAGCGGAGACUACGGACACCCAGUCUACAUUGUCCAGGAGAUGCCUCCCCAGAGCCCCGCCAACAUCUACUACAAAGUAUGAGACGGCCUGCUGCUGGCCGACUGGACACAUCCACCUCCCUCCACCCUUUACCAACCAACCCCCUGCUCCAAAUGAAGACACAGCAAAGCUCGUCAUCACAGCUCCGACCCUGAUCCCCUCAAUACUACCAGUAUUGUCCCAUGGACCCCCCCCACUCCCUGCCCCGUGAGCCCGGCCACAGUUGUGUUUCCAGCCACCCCACCCCAUACUCGCACAACUGGGCCACCAAGUGUGUGUUAAGGGCAGUCGUAUUGCUACAUAGCCCUUAUUACCAAGGCCCUCACGAGUGGGCCAGAGCCUCUGAGUGCCCCCUUCUUGUCAACUCAGAGCUAAACGAGACCCACCCGUGCCGAAUUGAAGAGUCGUCCCCCUUAACGCCAGCGUGGGUAUGUGUGUGUGACACACUUUUUUUCUAGGAGUAUGGACCUGACGUUGGGACUUGAGAUGUUUUGCAAAACAAAAAAAGAGAAAGUAAAGGACUACAUUUAAAAAAAUAAACUGUACCCUUGAUACCACUUAGCACCGGAGAACUCUGAUUCCCAGAGGCCGUACCCGCCUAGCCCAGCGCUCCACCCCUCAGAACUCCAUCGGCCAAUCAGAGACCGGCCCCUGCCACUAACUCACCAAUAGGAUUCUAGUUUAUUUGUGUUUGUUUCUCCUGAGAAAAUAGGGGGCCUCGAACUCACACAAUCAGCCAGCCCGGGCAGGCGGUCACAUGACCAGGCCCCGGCCUGAGGAGGUCUGACCAAUCGGUGACACUCAGAAUCUUGUAUAUUUUAAUAAUGUGUGUGUGUGACUGUGCGAGUGUGCAUACGACUUGGAUAAUAAUUAUGGCGCUGCUGCUCCACAUUAGCCGUGUGUGUGCAGUCGGUGUGCUUCAGUACAGCAAGUGUGCAUAUGAGUUUGCAUAUGCGUGCGUGGGGUUUAGUUUGUGUGUACGUGCGCUUUGUGUGUGAGUGACUGUGCGUAAGCGUGCGUUCCUUAGACUUGUCUUAAAUACCAAAACACAAAAUAGUGAGCGAAUAUCAAAAAAGUGAGAUUUUUUAUCGCUAUCAACACUUAUAGAUUAUAUAUAUGAAUAUCCAGUAAAUAAUUUCUAGAUGGUUUUUUUCUAUUGUUUUAUUAUUUUUACUCACUUCUGUUGCUAGACAUUUUUUAUCUGCUGUUUUUGUUUUUCAAAACUUAGAACGACCUUGUUUCCUUCCUUUUUUCCCCAUUGCGUUGUAUAUUAAUUUAAUCCCUUUUUUAAUUUUCCCGGCGAACAGAGGUUGUGUCUCUCUUUCUCUUUUCCCCUCUGUCAUUCACUCCCUCCCUCCCCUUUCCCUCCUCCCCCCUCUCACCCAUCUAGGGUCUCUGAACUUUGUGUAUAUUUUUAUAGCUCCUUGUACUAUGCUGUAGUUUUGAAGUUUAGACCUCGUUUGUGGAAGUGUUGAGGUAGAACCAUCUAUGAACGUUUUUUGUUUUUUUUCAAGCGCUUUUUUGAAACGCAGGAGUGAAAGGGGUGGGGGAGAGGUGGGGAAUGGGGGAGGUGAGAGGGGAUGAAAUGAAAAAAAAGAAUAAAGGAAAAAGAACAGGGCGAGAGAGAGUGCUGUCUGGGGAGGAGGAAUAAAGCGGCAUCUGAAUGCAGAACUUCAAAAAAAAAAAGAGAAAGAGAGGAAGGGAGGGAGGGAGGCGAAGAGAGGAAAGAAAAGACUGUGAAGGAAUUGCACACUAAAGAAAAAAGCAGCUGAGGGGAGGAUGGGAACGGCAGGAGUGAGAGAUGAAGGAUCCCGAGGAAGGAAGGAUGGAGAGAGCAAAGGACAGCGAAGGACAGAAACAUUUUCUUGAGCCUCCUCAUCGGAUUUCAGAGGAGUUGAACUUUAACCAUGGAACGAAGAGAUCUCAUCACACGCUCGCACACACACAUCUUCAGUGACUCACUCAUGUUAACGUGAGGCGGCACAUUUAAAAUUUGCUCCUCUUUUCUGCCCAAAAAUCGUGUUGAAAUGCAUUCCUGUGUCACACACAUACACACUCUCUCUCUCGUUUAUUAUCAAGGCACACACGGUACAUUGCUAGCUGCGGACACACAAGAGAAAUCCCCUCCAGCAUUCAGUACAUUCUUUUUCACCCACGCACCCUCCCACCCAACAUAACACAGAUUUCACACCUUUUAAUGACUGUCACAAAUGCCUACUGAUUGCAUUGAAUGACACACAUUUGCUAGCGCUCGCUUUGUCACGCACACGCACGCUUUCACCCACACUCAACAGAGAAGCUGAUUGCUCUCAUAUGACUCUAUUCCUGUGAUCAAGACUAACCCGAUGGACAUGGGCGGGAUGAAAAGGGUGUGCGCCAUGUUUUCUCUUUCACACACCCUCACGCCAGUGCCCAGCACCUCGACCUCGAGGGGCCCGUAACACAAUGCUGUGUUCAGAGGUGCAAUAUUUUCACAUGUGCAUACUAAAAAAAGCGGUUUUGUGUUGCUCAAACAUGUUUAUGGCUUAUGUGUAAUAUGGGUGGCAGAUGAGAGCUUAAGCUUUUUUUUUUUCUUUAGAAACACACGCGAGGCCUCCAGUGAUGUAGCCAUGUUUUCUGUGUGAAGCCAGUGUUAAUUCUGAACCUUAAAAACAUUUCUCAGCUGUGUUUUGUAUCAGUAUCUAACAUCAUAUAAUUAGAUAUCUCUGUGUCACAUUCGUCUGAAAUGACUUUGUUCAACACCAUGAUGAUGAUGUUCAGUUUUUCUACCAUCAAUGAGUUUGGAUUGUAUUUGACUGUAUCAAAAUUGAUUUCAAAGUUGAAAUAAGAGGGGGAAAACACCUCAAAUUCUUCUUUUUGUACAACUGCCGACUUGUGUUUUUUUAUGUAUGCUGUUAAGUCUAUGUCUAUUUAAACAUUCUCAGAGUACCUAUAAUAUCCUCCAAGCCAAAUGAAGUGUCUGUUUCUCUCUCUCCAACAACUACUCUUUGGAGCACUCCGAUCCAAAAUGACAGUAUUUUGUUUGAAAAUGGCCGCUGCCUAGGAGGGGGAAAACUAAAACUUUUCGGACUUUACGGCAUCAACCCCUGACGAAGAAGUCACUGCCCCAUUUUCAGUCCAUUUCGCUCCCCCCUCCCUCUCAGCAGAAUGUCAAGUAUCUCUUGGACUCAAUUUUUUUUUUUUCUUCUGUUGUUUGAUUUCCAUGUCGAUGUUAUUUCAAAGUUGUGUCUCUGGCUCUCACUGUUUGUGUUUGACUGGCCAACUCAAAGUGUUGGCUUUUCUAAAAACCACGGACACGGCCACUGGUUGUCAUGUUGAAAACAGAAAGAAGAAAAGUGCUGUUUCUAUGGACCGGGGGGAGAGAGAAAAAAAGAAAAGAAGCAGCUACCGCCUAGCUCCCUCACCUCUCUGUUGGUGUGUGUGUGUGUGUGUGUGUGUGUGUGUGUGUGUGUGUGUGUGUGUGUGUGUGUGUGUGUGUGUGUGUGUGUGUGUGUGUGUGUGUGUGUGUGUGUGUGUGUGUGUGUGUGUGUGUGUGUGUGUGUGUGUGUGUGUGUGUGUGUGUGUGUUUCUGUUUCUUUGUGCCAACAGACAGCGUGCGGAGGCUGCGGAGCGAGGUGGUUCUCGUAUGUAACGUGUUGAGACUUUGUAUUUGGGACACCUCUGUGUGAGAAGGUUUUUUUUGUGUCCUCUCCUCUUCUUCGCUCCUGCUUAUCCCCUUGUCUACUCAUCACGGUGACCCCUUCCUCCCUCCCCCGUUCCCUUGCCCCCCUUCCCCCCCCCCAACACACCUCAAAAGAGAGGAAAAAACUAGUACAUUCCUGGUUUGGAAAAAAAGGUUGAAUAAAAAAACAAAACAAAAAUGUUUAAGCACCA
Eleginops maclovinus (Patagonian blennie) is the source of this 5833-nucleotide messenger RNA. It is a transcript of the gene efnb3b, whose product is annotated as ephrin-B3b. Bases 980 to 2002 code for a protein of 340 amino acids. Gene Ontology annotation, biological process: ephrin receptor signaling pathway; axon guidance. Gene Ontology annotation, molecular function: ephrin receptor binding. Gene Ontology annotation, cellular component: plasma membrane. The record is from RefSeq and is a predicted model, not a curated record. NCBI's taxonomy places the organism in Eukaryota, Metazoa, Chordata, Actinopteri, Perciformes, Eleginopidae. The transcript has 5 exons.